This is a messenger RNA of Scophthalmus maximus (turbot), 3257 nucleotides long. RefSeq names its product solute carrier family 33 member 1 (gene slc33a1). Gene Ontology annotation, cellular component: membrane. Gene Ontology annotation, molecular function: acetyl-CoA transmembrane transporter activity. The transcript is spliced from 8 exons. The record is from RefSeq and is a predicted model, not a curated record. NCBI's taxonomy places the organism in Eukaryota, Metazoa, Chordata, Actinopteri, Pleuronectiformes, Scophthalmidae. Bases 1122 to 2774 code for a protein of 550 amino acids.
AUUCCUCUUCCUCCUGCACUUAAAGGGGAAGUUCACUCAUGAACGUGAUGUGGCUGCAGCCGCAUCCUGGUUUAUGAAUUUUAAAAUAAAUAUUAUAUUAUUAAUAACAAUUAUAAUAAUAAUAAUAAAUAUGAAUAAGUUGAAAAUAAAACGCAAUUAAUGCCCAGGAAGAAAAUAAAACAGGUAAGAAAAAAUAUAUGGAGCGAAGCAAAUGAAAUAAUAAGCUUUUUUUAAAGGUAUAUACACAAAAUCCACAGUUUCCUGAAGUGAAAAUCUCCAUUCAUUUUCUCCAUCAACAUUUUGAUAAUGUCAGAACCAUCCGAGGUCGUCCGAGAUCUGAAAUCCGAGAUCCUUGUUUUCAGAAAAACAUGUUUUAUUUGUGAUGUCAUUGAGAAUGAACUACACUACCCACAAUCCCUAAAGUGCAACAACGACGUCUCCGAUUGGUGGAGCUCGCUUGUUGCCAUGGAAAUGUUUACGGCGCCCGUACACAAGUUAGGAUAUAUUACAAUACUUUAGGAUGAUGAAGGUUAAGUCAAGAGGAAAAUAAACUGUCGGUUGGAAGUCAUUGGAAACGUAUUCUCAAUGGCUUAUGGGAUGUGUAGUUCCUUCACUCUUGAAAUAAUUAUGUACAGUCUUGUACCUUUGCACUUUUCGCCGUUUCCAUGUUUUAUAUUACCGAAUCAUCACGUGGUUUAUAAAAAAAACUAUCAUCGUCAUCUACUGUGCGUGUCACAUGUCCACUAGAUGGCGCUGGUGCCAGCUAUUUGCCGUGACACGCGGAACACAUUUCAUUUCUUUUGUUUUGACACGUCAGCUGUAGGCGCCGGACACAUUUGAUCGCUGCACCGCCGGCGCCGCCGCCACUUCCUGACUUCUCCUCUUCUUCUUCCUCGUCUCGUCCCCGUGGUGAUAGUUCAUCUGCUGCUCUGACGUCUGGACCGUUCGUCUCCCCGGUGUUUCUUCUUCUUCUUCUUCCUCUUCUUCCUGUGACCGUCGUCCGGUCGCCGCCUCUGGCUCCGUCGCUCCGGGUCGUCGUCGUCCGUCGGUCUGACAUGUUGUCGUCGUCUUCAGAUUCUCUGAGGACGCCGCGGCAGGUUUGAUGCUCCAGCUGCUCCGACAUGGAGCCGUCAGCCGUGAUCACGCACAAGAACGGGCGGCAGAGGAAGCCGGCCGCUUCCAGCUUCGCCAACAUGAGCGCGAGGGACGCGAGCGCCUCCGAGCCGGAGGCAGGAGAAGAGGAGGAGGAGGGUCUGAUACGCGGGUCGGAGGAGGAGGAGGAGGACUGGAGGGGGCCUGCGGUGCGACCGGGGGUCCACGGCCAGCUGGGCAACGUGUCGCUGCUGCUGUUCCUCUACGUGCUGCAGGGGAUUCCUCUGGGCCUGGCCGGCAGCAUCCCGCUCAUCCUGCAGGGCAAGAGCGUCAGCUACAAGGACCAGGCCUUCUUCAGCUUCGUCUUCUGGCCCUUUAGUCUCAAGCUGCUGUGGGCGCCGCUGGUGGACGCGCUCUACUGCAGCCGCUUCGGCCGAAGGAAGUCUUGGCUGGUGCCCACUCAGUACCUGCUGGGCCUCUUCAUGCUCUACCUCUCCAUCACGGUCGAUUCACUGCUGCAGAGUGAAGGAGGACCGAAUAUUCUGAUACUCACCGCCGUCUUCUUCAUGCUCGCCUUCCUGGCAGCCACGCAGGAUAUCGCCGUGGACGGCUGGGCCCUCACCAUGUUGUCCAGAGAGAACGUGGGUUACGCGUCCACGUGCAACUCCGUGGGCCAGACGGCCGGAUACUUUCUGGGCAACGUGCUCUUUCUGGCUCUGGAGUCGCCGGGCUUCUGCAACAAAUACCUCCGGGCGACGCCCAGGGACAAAGGCAUCGUCACCCUGUCGGACUUCCUGUUCUUCUGGGGCGUGGUGUUCCUGCUGUCCACGACGCUUGUGGCCAUUUUCAAGAGGGAAAACGUGCGCGGCAAAGGGAAGAGGAGAGUCCCGCCGCCGGAGGAGACGCAGGGAGUCCUGGAGACCUACAGGCUGCUGUUCUCCAUCAUCAAGAUGCCGACGGUCUUCACCUUCUGCUCCCUUCUGCUCACCGCCAAAAUCGGCUUCUCCGCAGCAGACGCGGUGACAGGUCUGAAGCUGGUGGAGGCCGGCGUUCCCAAGGAGCAGCUGGCGUUGCUAGCGGUUCCCAUGGUGCCGCUGCAGAUUCUGCUGCCGAUCGUCAUCAGUAAAUACACAGCGGGGCCGCGACCGCUGGACGUCUUCUACAAGGCCUUUCCCGUCAGGUUGCUCAUCGGCCUUGGUUUCGCUCUCCUGGUGUGGUGGACGCCGAGUGUGAAACAAGAUGGAGGUUUCCCCGUCUACUACUUCAUCAUCGUGCUACUCAGCUACGCAGCUCAUCAGGUGGCGUUGUACAGCAUGUACGUGGCCUGCAUGGCCUUCCACGCCAAAGUGAGCGACCCGCUCAUCGGCGGCACGUACAUGACGCUGCUGAACACCGUCACCAACCUGGGGGGGAACUGGCCGUCCACUCUGGCCCUGUGGAUGGUGGAUCCGCUCACCUCCAAGGCCUGCGAGGGAACGUCGGGGCAGAGCUGCGGCUCCGCAGAGGAGGCCGGGCUGUGCGUUCAGGAAGGCGGCGUCUGCGUGACCACGCUGGACGGCUACUACGUGGAGUCGGUGGUGUGCAUGCUGAUCGGUCUGGCCUGGUGGGUGUGGCUGGGGAAGAAGAUGCGGCGGCUGCAGGACCAGAGCCCGGCGGCCUGGAGGUGCAGAGUGAACCAGUGACGACUCGUAAAUGAACUCGCUGACUGAUCCUCCAAACAACCAAACACUAGAAACACUUUUCAUUCCAUCCUCUUCACACUCUCUCACCUCUGUCACCUUAAAGCACAUCACAGAUGUGUUACUGUAAGUGUAACCGUUCAGCCUGGUUUGGUACUUUUGUAGAAAGAUUAAAAUGUUUUCGUUUUUUCGUCUCCUCUCAAAACACAACCUGCUACUUGAACUAGCUUCACCAAACCAGCGCCGAGUCAAAGAGGUUUAUCUCACACGAAUUACCAGACGGUCGACUUUGACAGCAGCAAAAAAUAUACAUUUAUAUUUAUUUUUAAUGUGAGCCCUCCCAAUGUUUAGAAAGUGAUUUUAAAGCCCCAGUGUGUAAUUUUUGUGAUUUUCUGGCGCCAUCUGGUGGUAAAGUUGCAAAAAACGCAACCAACGGAGCGACCGACAGGGGACACUAUGGUGUCGCACCACUGAUUCCACUUCCUG